ACAAAAGUUUGUUGACAAAACUAAAUAGUUUUUGGGUUUAUUUUCGUUUAUCAUGUGACAAUUAAAAUUGUGCUAGUUUUUUUUCUGUUGUCUGUGUGACAUAUAAUUAUCUAUACAUUUAUAAUAUUCUGAAAGAUUUUAAAGUUCGUUGUUUUCUUUCACCAUGGCAUUUACACAAGAUUCUUGGAUGAUAAAAUAUGAUGCCUGUGAGAGUCUUGGUCGAGAGAUUAUGGAAAAAAUAUCCUAUCGUAAUCAACAACCAAAAAAUAGUGUAGCAGCUAGCAAGGCAAGUGCCAAUGCGAGGAAAUUAAUGAAAAAAUAUGAUGACAAUGUGACAUCUUUAAAUCAAACUCUAUUAGCAUCAAAAAGUUUACUUACUGAUGGAGAGUUUCAGAGGAGACAAGGAUUAAUGGAUGCUUUAAAGAGCAAAAAAGUUCAAAUUGAUGAUGCCUUCAGUUUAAAAGAAGAAGGUGGUUCAAGGACAGCUUUACUUGGAGCUGAACUUGGUACACAUUCAACUAAUGUAUGGGAUAUUGAAGAAGAUGAGAGUACUAGAGAUUUAACAUUUGAUGAAAUUCGAGAAAAACAGCAAUUUGCUAUCAAAGAACAAGACAAAGGAUUAGAUACCUUGUAUGAUGUGGUUGUACGGCAGAAGCAUAUGGCUCAAAAUAUUGGACAAGAAAUCGAUUUGCAAAAUGAAAUAAUUGAUGACAUUGUUGAUCAUGCUGACAAUACAAGAGAACGUCUGAUUAAAGAAACUAGACAUGUUGCCAUAGUUGAUAGAAAAUCUGGAACUUGUGGCUAUUGGAUUGUAAUAAUUCUUCUAUUAAUAGCAAUUGCUGUUGUUUCUAUGAUUCCUACUAAGUGACCAUAAUAUGAGAAUGUUUUGUGUGGGAACAAUGCAAUUUGGCAUGAUCUGAUGCUGUUUAUGUGAAGUUAUGUAUGUAUUGAAUGACUGUCUAUCUGUCAUAAUAAAUUAAAUAUAUUUUAAUGUAUAUUCAUUUUUUUAUAUAUCAGAAAUAAAGUAAUUCAUAUUUCUUA
Argiope bruennichi is the source of this 1041-nucleotide messenger RNA. RefSeq names its product syntaxin-8-like. The coding region runs from base 164 to 868 and encodes 234 amino acids. The record is from RefSeq and is a predicted model, not a curated record. The transcript is spliced from 9 exons. NCBI's taxonomy places the organism in Eukaryota, Metazoa, Arthropoda, Arachnida, Araneae, Araneidae.